Darwinula stevensoni is the source of this 1961-nucleotide messenger RNA. The record is from the annotation of a GenBank genome assembly. NCBI's taxonomy places the organism in Eukaryota, Metazoa, Arthropoda, Ostracoda, Podocopida, Darwinulidae.
UUUCCAGAUGCAGUGAAAGAGCUUACAUGGCCCUCCCACAAUCCAGCGUGGCCUAGAUCCUGGUAAUAGUGCAUGCCAUGGAUGAUAUUCCGAGAUACGACUCGUGAACGAUCGUGUGUAUCAUGUAUCCAUAUCUGUAUUCGUCCUCCGUGUUGCGCUCCACGUAAUUUUCAUCUAUCAUAGUCAUUGGAUAUCUGAUGAGGGAAGGGAUCCUUCCCAGGAUAUGGGACAAAUGGCCUUGCCUUGUCAGAUGCAGUUGGUUAUGGAAUCCUUGGUGCCAAGCAAUGGGAUCCUGAGACCGAGGAUCCAAAAGAGGGAAGAGUCAGGGUUGAAAGAGGAUGUGAGCGAAGAUGUGAAAGGAGAGGAAUGCAGUGGGAGUCAGUUGAUGAAGGUUUUGGAUGAUCAUCCUGUCUACCUAGAAACUUUCAUGAACACCCUGAGUCUCAUCCUUAAAGGGGAUGGUCCCUUACCCUUCAACUAUAGACGUUAUCUUGCCAUCAUGGCAUCAGCUCGACAUCAGAGCCUGGUCCUUGUGCGGAGUCAAAUGGCUGCGUUCUCAUCUGUGGGAGGCAAUCAGGAAUGGCUUUGUGGUCUCCAUGCAGCUCCAGGAAAACUCUGCUCAAUCUCGGAACUCAAUCGCAUCCUUGCCCAUCGACCUUGGAUCCUAUCCUCACAACACAUUCAGAAUCUGAUGAAAGGAAGUUGGUCGCUGUCCGAGGUGGUUCAUGCUAUUGUGAUAAUGCUCCAUUUCCAUGCUCUUUCUUCCCUCGUCCAUGGCACGGGCAUCGAACAACAUCUCAUAUCUCCUUCAUCUGCAGAUCCUAAUCCUCUACCUCCUCCUCCAAUUGGGGAAGAGAUGAAGGCAGCAGAGACAGAUACAUCUCUGAAGAAUCAGGUGGAGUACUUGAUGGAUGCCAUGAAGAGGCUUCAGAAAGAGGCUGCAGUUGCAGGGGAGGCUUCUCCUGAAGAGAGGGCUCUCAUCUUUGAAUCAUUGGAAGCUGGCAGUGCAGAAUUGUUGGUGCGGGAGCAGUUGUCCUGGACCAAGCCCAUGGAAGAUGUGGAUCGAUUUCUGGAUGCCCCUGACUUCUCCUAUGUUGAUUUCUCCCAUCGGAAUGAGCCCCAGCUUUAUCCCACCUUUCGUGUUCAGGAUUACUCAUGGGAGGAACAGGGAUUCAGCCUGAUGAGUCGACUGUAUUCAGAGAAGGCUAGUGGGCUGAUGGAUCUAAAACUGAAGACAGCUUAUGACCUUACCUAUUAUACCAUGGGCAACAAGAAGAAUGUGGACACCACCAUGUUCCGGCGUGCUGUCUGGCAUUACAUCCAUUGUCUCUAUGGCAUCAGGCAUGAUGACUACGAUUAUCAUGAGGUGAACCAGUUGCUGGAGAGAAGCCUGAAAUCAUUCAUAAAGAUGGCUUGCUGUUUCCCUGAACGACUUACAUCCCAUGACCUUACCCAAGUCAUGCCUGGCUUCCUCUAUUCAGAAAAAAUUCAUGUGAUGUUAAUGGUGAUGGAGGCUCGGAUUGAAGCUGGCCUUCUCUAUGCCCUCCGUGCCAUCAUGCAAUACAUGACAUGAGUAAACCCUCUUUCCCAUCUAACCUUUCUUUUUCUCCUCCUCUGAACCCUGACACACAUUUUCUCUCUGUUUAGCUAAAGUUAGAUGCACUUCUACCCUGCUGUGUGAUAUCUCCUCCUCUCUCCCAUCUUUGCUCCUAUUCCUUUUCAUUCCCCAAGUCAAGUGCAAGCCAGUACACUCUGCUUCCAGGCCAGUCCUGUCACUCUGAGAGCUUCGAGCUUUCUGCUUAUGUAUGUUAAUGAAACCCCACCUCCAAUAUGACAGACAUGACUGCCAAGUCUUUCAAUAUUUUUUUUUUUUUUUUAGAUUUGAGGAAAGGAUUUUUUUCCCUUUCUCGCUUAAGUCUGCAAUCAUGAUACAACUGUGCAGAGAGCAUGAGAUUUGGAGU